This is a messenger RNA of Macroventuria anomochaeta, 2259 nucleotides long. Its product is annotated as DNA lyase-like protein. Gene Ontology annotation, biological process: base-excision repair. The record is from RefSeq and is a predicted model, not a curated record. Lineage: Eukaryota; Fungi; Ascomycota; Dothideomycetes; Pleosporales; Didymellaceae. The coding region runs from base 83 to 2023 and encodes 646 amino acids. Gene Ontology annotation, molecular function: endonuclease activity; phosphoric diester hydrolase activity; zinc ion binding. Gene Ontology annotation, cellular component: nucleus. The transcript has 3 exons.
CGCGCGGCGCGUCUCCGUUAUCAGCAAUAUUUGGUGAAGAUGAGACGAAGAUGAGGCUGCAUCGUCUCCAGCACCACGCACAAUGGUCCGCAUCACGACGUGGAAUGUCAAUGGCAUCCGCAAUCCAUUUGGCUACGAGCCAUGGCGCAAGAACCGCACCUUCAAGGCCAUGUUCGACAUCCUCGAGACCGACAUCGUUAUUAUGCAGGAGCUGAAGAUCCAGCGCAAAGACCUGACUGACGAUAUGGUUUUGGUGCCAGGCUGGGACUGCUACUUCAGCCUGCCCAAGCACAAGAAAGGAUACUCUGGUGUUGGAAUAUACACUCGUCAAUCCAUAUGUGCACCUAUCCGCGCCGAAGAAGGCCUUCUUGGAGUUCUCUGCCGGCCUGGGUCAUCGACACCCUACCGGGAACGACCUGAAUCAGACAGCAUUGGGGGCUAUCCAUCACUGGCACGCAUUGAGGCACUGGGAGUCGAUCCAGCCGCCCUCGAUGCAGAAGGUCGAUGCCUCGUCCUCGAGUUCCCCGCAUUCGUACUCUUUGGUGUCUACAGCCCCGCCAACAGCAAUGGCUUACGUGACGACUUUCGUUAUGGAUUCCUCGACAUGCUGGACACACGAAUACGGAACCUCACGAAAAUGGGCAAGAACGUCAUCUUGACUGGCGAUUUGAACGUUUCCCGCGACCUAAUCGACACAGCGAAAGCGGAAGACAACAUGAAAGCGGAGGGCAUGACCUACAGCGAGUAUCUCAGCACACCAAACCGUCGAAUCUUCAACCAGCUCCUAUUCAAUGGCAAAGUAGUGGGCGAGCGAGAUGAUGGAAGAGAAGAGCCUGUUCUGUACGAUCUUUGCCGCGAGUUCCACCCAGAUCGCGAGGGUAUGUUUACGCAUUGGGAGCAGAAGAUCAAUGCUCGGCCGGGCAACUUUGGCUCGCGAAUCGACUUCGUGCUGUGUAGUAUCAAGAUCAAGGACUGGUUCAAGGAAUCGAACAUCCAGGAAGGCUUGAUGGGCUCAGAUCAUUGCCCAGUGUACGCGGUGACAAAUGACAAGGUGCUGGGAAUGGGCAAUGCUACACAAGAAGGUGCGGAAGACCAAGAGCACCACAUACUCGAUAUCAUGAACCCUCCUGGAAUGUUCAGAGGCGGCGUACGGUUGAGGGAAUACAGCGCAACCAAAGACACUCCACCGCUUUCAGGCAAGCUACUUACCGAAUUCAACAAACGACAGAACAUCCGUGACAUGUUCAGCAAGAAGCCUGCGGUUCCGAAGUCUGCAAACGCACUUGCAUCCCCAUUAACCAAGGCGACAUUGGAAGGGGCCGCGGAUAUCUCGCCAAUGCAAGGAGCAGACAUAGGACCCGAACUGGCGGGAGCGACAAACGCUUUGUUUCCUGCGAACGGUCAAAUCGUGUACGCCACGAGCCCACUCAACUCGCCUGAGAAGCGGUGCGCAUCUGCAUCGGCAUCACCAAACAAAUCGAUCAAGCGAUCCAAAACAUCCAACCCGGCCCCAAAUCCUAAUGCAUCCUCGCUUGCCAAGGGUCAGCAGUCGUUGAAAGGAUUCUUCCAAACACGUUCCAAAGUCCCCGGACCCAACCUUGCCGCAACCACCGUGCCACCAUUGACAUCUUUGACACCUGACAAUGGUGAUGCAAGCUCGCCGUCGACUUCCCUCAAUUCCUCCGCGGAUGUCAGAACCGAAACUACCCCACCACCAGCGGCUUCACCGGCAACAUCCGCCAGUCAGACCACCACGUCCCCAUUCUUGGUCUGCGAUCCCGGUGCGGUGCAGCAAGCUUCAAAGGAAGGAUGGACGAGGCUGUUCUCCAAGCGGCCGCCGCCCCGAUGCGAAGGCCAUGCCGAGCCGUGCAUUAGCCUCACGACCAAGAAGCCUGGCAUCAACCGCGGAAGGCAGUUUUGGAUGUGUCCAAGACCCAUAGGCCCUUCCGGACAGAAAAUCUCGGGCACACAGUGGCGCUGCGGAACGUUUAUCUGGGCGAGCGAUUGGAAGAGCGGCGAUUGAGGCGUGGGUACGCGAUGCGAACGGUAUCCACUUACAGCAGAGUUGAGCAUCCUUCGAGCAAGGGUACGGUUAUGGGCGGCUAAGCUCCGAGCGUGACUUAGCUGGGUGCCUGAUGGAGGAACUUUGGCGUAGGGAAGGUAUGGGGUGGAGGGUUGUGCGAGGGCAGGCAUGAUGAACGAAAGCUGGGGGACGAUCAUACUACAGUUACCUGGAGCUUGUAUCGUAGACAAUGUAGG